Thunnus maccoyii (southern bluefin tuna) is the source of this 3561-nucleotide messenger RNA. RefSeq names its product microtubule associated serine/threonine kinase-like (gene mastl). Gene Ontology annotation, biological process: intracellular signal transduction; peptidyl-serine phosphorylation. Gene Ontology annotation, cellular component: nucleus. Gene Ontology annotation, molecular function: ATP binding; protein serine/threonine kinase activity. Lineage: Eukaryota; Metazoa; Chordata; Actinopteri; Scombriformes; Scombridae. The record is from RefSeq and is a predicted model, not a curated record. The transcript has 12 exons. The coding region runs from base 168 to 2693 and encodes 841 amino acids.
ACGUGAACAACUAAAACAGAGGUUAGAGGACCCCGCGAAAUAGCAGUGGAUUCAAAUUUUCAAAACAAACCGAAGAUUGUUGUUCUGUCAUGCAGGAGUGUAAUUAUAGCUAGCUGGCUGUUACUGAUCUGACACAACGUAAUUCCUCUUUUGAAAACAGUGACAACAUGGACGAAGAAGAAAAGCACAAAUGCAGCUCAAAUGAUAAAUCUGUAGAUGUUCCUAAACCGCCUUCAAUAGAGGAUUUCAUCAUUUUGAAGCCCAUCAGCCGCGGAGCAUUUGGUAAAGUCUACCUUGCGCGGAAGAAGUGUAAUGCCCGGUUAUAUGCCAUUAAGGUAAUGAAGAAAGCAGAGAUGGUUGAUAAAAACAUGACGGGACAAAUGAAGGCAGAGAGGGAUGCACUGGCUUUGAGCAAAAGCCCCUUCGUGGUUCACCUGUUUUACUCCCUUCAGACAGCCUCUAAGAUCUUUCUGGUGAUGGAAUACCUCAACGGCGGAGAUGUGAAAUCUCUUCUCCACAUUUAUGGGUAUUUUGACCAGGAUAUGGCUGUCAAAUUUAUCUCAGAGGUUGCACUGGCUUUAGACUACCUACACCGUCAUGGUAUAAUCCACAGGGACUUGAAACCGGACAACAUGCUGAUAUCCAACGAGGGUCACAUUAAAUUAACAGACUUCGGCCUUUCCAAAGUCAAGCUUGAUAGAGAACUGAGUCUUAUGGAUAUCCUUACUACCCCGUCCUUGGCCAAACCUAAAAAAGAUUACUUCCGCACCCCGGGUCAAGUCCUCUCCUUAAUCACCUCUCUUGGAUUCAAUACACCUGCAGGAGAAGGUAAACGUCACUGCAGUGCAUCUGCUGUGUCCAGUCCCAUGUCCUGUGGCAAAAUUAAACAGAAGAAUAGCUCUCUUGGCUCUCCCUUGUUGACGAAAAAAGAUGAGCUGCACUCUCUGGCUCGCCGCCCUUGGAAAAUGGGACCAAACAACAGUGUGUUUAGUCCGCAUAACUUGGCUAAAAAUCUGACUCCCACACUGCUGAAGACCAGAAAGAGGUUUGAGACGAUGAGUGCAGGAAGCACCACUGACACUGAAGGUGGCGUCAGUCCACUGUGGGAGUGUGAUGAGAAAGAAAAUGAACAUACUAAUGAACAGAAGGGGAGAGCACACUCUGAGUCCAAAGUGCCUGAACAGGACCGUGUCCCAACAACACCGGGCCCCUUUGGGUCCUCUAAGGCCAGCAGCAAAAAGUCAACUCCAGACCAUCUUGCAGAGAAGAAGCCUCAAACCAACAAACCAGAGUCCACACCUCCGGAUGAUAGAGAUGAUCAAACUGCAGUUCCCUCAUCUGUGAAAAGAACAUUUUCAGAUCUAGAAAGAAGUCCAGAGCCAUCGCACUUCCCAGCAAAGAAGAGCACUGCAGACUAUAAAAGAUGCUAUGAGAUACCAGAGAAGACUACAAGGUUUCACACGGGCCUGACUGGAGCAUUUUCCAACAUCCAAAUGGGUGACUUCAUGGCCUCCACUGAGGGAAUCGGGUUAGAUCAAGACCGGGGCCCAAAGCGCUCCAGUCCCAUCGCUGUGGCCAAGAGUCUCUUCUGUGAACUGGAAGAGCCGACAGAGGACACGUUUGAAGACGGAGCCAAAGAUUUGUCACAUUCAAGCUUCACGUCACCGCUUGCUGGGAACAGCGACAUUUGCAGGAGCUUGAGCCUCGACUCCGAUGAGUCUGCGCACGAAACGUCUCUCACUAUCGACAGCCACGCGUCUCUGAAGCCAAGCAAGUGUUCCAGAAACAGACAUUUAGAUUCAUUUGAGGAGCAAGAGGAGAACAAAGACUCAUUCAUGACCGAAUCACUACCACGAACUCCCUCUGUCGUCGCUGCUGAAACACCCAAACUUGGUCAUUUUGGCUUGAGAGGUGAAUCUAAGUCUUCCUUUCUCAACCAGCACUCUGAUCUGGCCUUCGGCGUGGCACAAUCCCCCUCGUUCCUCAAACCAAGAAACGUUGUCGCUUUCCGCAGCUACUGUAGCUCCAUCAACCGAUCCAACAUGUCGGGGGUGUCGCGAUGUAGCAUCGGGUCUAUGGAGGCUAUGGAUGUGUCCGCAGUAGGCUCUUAUCUCUCUGGGUCGGGUAUUGCAACACCAGUGCAGAAAAGAUCCAACUCCAACAGCUCUCUCUAUCAGACUCCUCAGCCCAUGUCGACCUCUCAUACCCCUUUCAGGACACCGAAGAGUGUCCGAAGAGGCGCGUUGCCUGUUGAGGGUGCACCCAUUCUAGGAACCCCGGACUAUUUGGCUCCAGAGCUUCUUUUGGGAAAACCACAUGACUGCAUGGUGGAUUGGUGGGCGCUAGGUGUGUGUCUUUUCGAGUUCCUCACAGGUGUUCCGCCUUUCAAUGACGAGACGCCUCAACUGGUCUUCCAGAAUAUUCUCAACAGAGAUAUCCCCUGGCCUGAGGGAGACGAGGAACUGUCUGACAAUUCGAGGAAUGCCAUUGAAAUCCUGCUGACGAUGGACAUGACAAAACGGGCUGGUCUAAAGGAACUGAAGAGCCACCCCCUGUUUGAAGGCUUGGACUGGGACAACCUGCAGAACCAGCCGAUGCCUUUCGUACCUCAGCCAGAGGACGAAACCGACACCUCGUACUUUGACGCAAGAAACAACGCUCAGCACAUUGCCGUGUCCGGCUUCAGUCUGUAGAGCUUUAGUGCAAAUAUGAGAGGUGUGUGUAUAUAUUAUACAGAAGGUCUGUCACACUUUGAAGAAGUUUAUUAAAGGAACACUCAGGACAUUUUGGUCUGUUGAAGUGAGAAAGUUGUUCAUGAAUCACUGGCUUUCGUCGUUAAAAACUGUAAAAAUCAGACCCGUUUCUGCACUGUAGUAAAGUUUUUAUUCAUUUAGGGUCGUAUUAUUGAAGAAAUCAUUUUACAUAUGUGCAAUCACCGGUCAUAAAAGCCUUAAAAUAGCUGAAUGCUCAGUUUGUAGAGUAUAAAAUGUAGAAAGUCUCUAAAUGUAUUUUAUGCCUUAGUAAGUAUUAACAUAUGCAGCAGUUAAAGGUCUUAUAUUUGGUUCUUUUAUUAGCAAAAUACUACUUUGCUACUGGUUUUUCUUACAAGACUUUGAUGUGUUGUUGUGGUUAAAUUGAUUAAUUAUGUAUGAAAGUUCAUUUAAAUGUGGCACUUCCUGCCUGAUGUUAACUGUCCGUGCCAAUACGCUCCAUCAUUGCGAUGUUCCCCUGCUGUUAGUAGACUGGGUGGGCGGGCCCCCUGAAUUUCUCUCCGAGGGGGACGAUACUGUUAAAGAAAACAUGAUAAUAUAUUCACGAAUAAUGUAUUUUAUAUGUAAAUCUUGUUAAUAACAUUUAGUUGUCUUUUUAAGACAGGAGCAGGUACUUUUGUAAUUGUUUUCCUGCUUUUAUGUCAUUAUUUGUUUGUCAUUUUGAUGUGAUAUCCUGAUUGUUUUCUACACUACUUGGUUUUUAGAUAAGUUCACUAGAGCUCCUCACUUCUUGUGAAAUUUUAUCUCGUUCACUCUAAGAAAAAAUACAAAUAAAAUGUUUGUAACAUGA